UUUUCCCCCUAGCUUUGCUCAAGUUUCUAGUAGGUGGAACAUUUAGUUAGUGGACUUUAUUCAAGCAGCAUAUUUUCAACUUCUGUUUGAAACAAGAUCUCACUUGGAGCAGUCAGAAGAGAACAUUACGUAGUAUCAGCAAUAUCUAGCUCCUAAAUGUAUCUUGCUUCCAAGACCAAAAAAUGAAAUUUCCAAUAAAGAUUACUUUACUUCUAUUGUGGACUGUCUGUGCUGCACAAGACUGCUAUGAUGCUCCUCCAAGAAAACCUACAGAAAUUCUAACAGGGACAUGGGCUGAGUCAGUAUAUAGAGAAGGUACACAAGCUACUUACAAAUGUCGACCUGGAUAUAGAACACUUGGAAGUAUAAUCCUGGAAUGUAUGAAUGGAAAAUGGGAGUCUGUUUACCCAAAAAGAGUAUGUAUGAGAAAGCCCUGUGGUCAUCCUGGCGAUAUUCAGUUUGGUUCUUUUGACCUUUUGGAAGACACUGAGUUUUUAUUUGGAUCACGGGUUGUAUAUAAAUGUGAUGAAGGAUAUCAGUUGGUAAGCCCAGUUAAUUUCCGUGUAUGUGAAGCAGAUGGAUGGAGCAAUGAUGUCCCUUUCUGCGAAGUGGUUAAGUGUUCACCAGUGACAGCACCAGAAAAUGGAAAAAUUUCCACAAGUUCAUUUGACCCAGAACAGGAAUUUACUUUUGGCCAAGUCGUACAGUUUGAAUGUAACCCAGGCUUUAAGCUGAAGGGGCCUAGGGAAAUACACUGCUCAACAGGUGGUGAUUGGAAUGAAAAAGAACCUCAAUGUGUAGAAAUUUUCUGUGAAAUACCACGCAUUGAAAAUGGGAAUAUUUUAGCUGUGAAACCAAUUUACAAGGAGAAUGAACGGCUACAAUAUACAUGUAAUGCAGGUUUUUCACAUAAUGAACGAGGAGAUGCCACUUGCACUAAAAAUGGUUGGACUCCAGUUAUGUCAUGUAGAGAAAUCACAUGUAAUCCCCCAUACCUGGUUAAUGGGAAUAUACAACCUAAGAAAGAUAAAUAUAGAGGAAGUGAUGAAAUCUCGUACCAGUGCACAAAAGGUUUUUACCCACCACUUACUGGAAAUAAGGCAAAAUGUACAUCUGAAGGCUGGUUACCUCUUCCAAGAUGUAACUUGAGACCUUGUGAUUAUCCAGAAAUUGAAAAUGGAGAACUUUAUAAGCCACAUUGGUACAGCCAGGAAUACUAUCGAAGGUUGUUUCCAGAAUCUAUUGGAAAAGUAAUGUACUACCAUUGUAACAAAAAUUAUGUACCUGCUCAAGGAUCUACCUCAAGCUAUUGGACACAAUUUUCUUGUACUGAAGAAGGAUGGUCUCCAGUGCCUGAAUGCUUUAGAGAGUGCCACCUUUAUUCAAUAGAAAAUGGUCAUUUUUGGCCAAAAAAAGGUCAUUAUAAGGAAGAUGAAGAUAUAACAGUUCAAUGUAAUUAUGGCUACAGUCUUCCAAAUAAUCACAACAAAAUUACCUGUACCAAACAAGGCUGGUCUACUGAAACAAAAUGUAAAAAGAUCAAGACAUGCACACUCAGAAAUUAUUUUGAUAAUGGAUUUUUUUCUGAAUCAAAAACAUAUUACCUUAUCAACACAGCAGCAAAAUAUCAAUGUAAAGAAGGAUAUGCAACAACAGAUGGAAAAAAAGAGGGAUUUAUCACAUGUGGGCAACAAGGGUGGUUGAAUCAACCAAAGUGUAUCAAAAUUUGUGAUAUUCCACAAUUUGAAAAUGCCAGAUACAAUGGAAACAAGACAUUUCUGAAUCCUAAUGAAAGAUUAGAAUAUGAAUGCCUGGAUGGAUAUGAAAUCACACGUGGGCAAACUAUAGGUGUCAAAGUAUGUGAUGUUGAUGAGUGGCCUAGAACACUUGAAUGCUAUGAAAAAUCAUGUCAUCUACCUAUUCUACAAAGAAAUUUAUAUCCUGAUCCCAAGCAAGACAAAUAUAAAGUUGGAGAUGUGCUGACAUUUCGCUGUUUGAAUGGAUUAAAACUAGUUGGACCACUUUCAGUGCAGUGUUACCACUUUGGCUGGUCUCCCAGGAUUCCUACAUGUGAACAGAAUGUAAAAUGUUGUGAGCAACCACCUGAAGUUGUGAAUGGGACACUUAAGGACUCAAACAAUAGGACAUAUUGUCACAAUGAUGUAGUAGAAUAUAAUUGUGAUCUUGGAUUUAUGAGGAGAGGACCCAAGAAAAUACAAUGCAAUAAUGGAGAAUGGACAAUCUUACCCACUUGCAUUGAGGAAGAAAGAAGAUGUGCAGAAGUACCUAAACCUGUCCAUGGUCAUGUUCAGACUACUAACGUGUCAUAUUCUCAUGGGUCUUCAAUUGAAUAUGACUGUGAUGAAAAUUUUACAAUGGUUGGAAGCAAAAGAGUUACAUGUAAUCAAGGAAAUUGGACACAACUCCCUAAAUGCAUUGAAACAUAUCAACUUGGAAAAUGUGCACCAAAAUUUUUUGAAGAUUUGCAAGUCAACCUAUACCACAAUAAAUUGGGUAAUAUUGUUGUUAAUUAUAGCUGUAACUGGAAUUCAGAAUUCAAAAGUACAGAAUGUACGCGUGGAAAAUGGUCUCCCAAACCACAAUGUCCAAAAAAGGAAUCAUGUGCACCUCCACCUCAAAUACCUAAUGCUCAGGAAAUGAGUACAAUAGUGAACUACGAGCAUGGUGAAAAAAUAGUUGUUUUUUGUAAAGAAAAUUACCUUCUUCGAGGACAAGAAGAGAUAAUAUGUAAAAAUGGACAGUGGCAUUCAAUACCACAUUGUAUUGAAAAACAACCAUGUUCUAAACCACCUGCUAUACAAUAUGGAGCUGUUAAACAAGUGACAAGUUCAGAAGCCGAUGAUGACAAUUUGGAAUCCAGUACCUAUAAGCAUAAUACUAUAUUAAACUACACGUGUCAAGAAGGUUUCAAGAUGAUAGGAAGAGAGGAGAUAAUAUGCAAUAUGGGAAAAUGGAGCUCACCUCCACAAUGCAUUGGAAUUCCAUGUAGAAAACCACCUCAAAUACCAAAUGGUGCAGUUCUUAAUGAGUUAAACACUUAUGAGUUUGGAGAAGGAGUGACAUACAAAUGUCAUGAAGGUUUCAACAUCAAUGGGUCAGCAGUUAUAACAUGUAUUGGAGGGAUCUGGCCUAAUCCACCCCAAUGUAAAGAUGUGAGAUGUACACGUCCACCCCAGUUUAAUAACGCUGACAUGAUUGGUAUUUCAAGAAGGUACUAUUUUCCAGGAGACAAAGUGACUUAUCAGUGUCUNCCAAAUUUCCAGUCUGAAGGCUCGGCUGAAGUAACUUGUAUAGGAGGCUCCUGGAAAGGGGAUCCACGAUGCAGAGAUAACUCUUGUGGAUAUGCACCUCAAAUUCAAAAUGCUGAAAUUAUUAGUUUUACAAAGUCACGAUAUCAGCCUGGUGACACAGUGAGUUACAAGUGUGUUCGACCUCUUAAAAUGUAUGGAAAACCAGAUGUAAUUUGUAUAAAUAAGACAUGGUCAGAACUUCCUCAAUGCAAAGAGGAAGUAGGAAAAUGUGGACCACCUCCACCUAUAGAUAAUGGAGACAUCCUCUCCUUCCCAUUAUCUGAAUAUGCUCCAGAGUCAAGAGUGGAGUACAAAUGUCAAAAAUUUUAUGUACUACAGGGUUCCCAAUUUGUGACAUGCAAAAAUGGAUUCUGGACAAAGGAACCAACAUGCCUAGAGGCAUGCACAACAUCAAAUGACAUAAUGAUGAAACAUAACAUAGAACUUAGAUGGCGAGACUCUGAAAAAGUUUAUUCAAGAACAGGACAAGAAGUGGAAUUUAGAUGUAAAAGGGGAUUUCGUAAAGCUUCAAAUUCACCUCCAUUUAGAGCAAGUUGCAUAGAAGGGAAAAUCAAUUAUCCCAGAUGUAUAUAAAGAAUUUUUCACUGUGCUACAGAAAUAACGAAGGACAAUGCCAUCAGCUAUAUCUUACCACUGUUUGGAAAUGACGACUAGAACAAAUGCUCAGCCUCAAUCUGCAGGAUUUGAUCAUUUUCUACUUUGUGAUAAAUGUUUUGAUUUAAUUGUA
Vombatus ursinus (common wombat) is the source of this 4059-nucleotide messenger RNA. RefSeq names its product complement factor H (gene CFH). NCBI's taxonomy places the organism in Eukaryota, Metazoa, Chordata, Mammalia, Diprotodontia, Vombatidae. The record is from RefSeq and is a predicted model, not a curated record. The transcript has 24 exons. Bases 183 to 3905 code for a protein of 1240 amino acids.